AUGGAAAUGGUGUAUUGUCCAGUUAGGAGAUGCUAUUAUGAUGAAUCUUUGACGGUUCUUGAGGCUGGUAUACAACUUGGCAGUGCUUUGAAACCUGUAUCGGGGUAUAAAUUAAAGGAGACAACCGGAAGUGGUAUAUUUGCAGCUGGCGAAGAGAACGGUUCAGAAGAGACUGAUGAUGCAACUCGCACCCCAUCGAACCCAACUAGCAUACGUGUCUACCAGCAAGCGGUUGCUGGGAUUAGUCACAUUUCAUUUGGUGAAGAAGAAACUGUGUCUCCUAAAAAGCCAAUCUCCAAAGCUAAGCAACGGGAGCUAAGUGGCACGAUGGAUAGUGAAUCGGAAGCAAGGUUGAAGAAACAAAUUUCGGAUGCAAAGAACAAGGAACUUAGUGGUCAUAAUAUUUUUGCAGCGCCGCCUGAAAUCCAACCCCGCCCGUUGGCUGCUCGUGCAUUGGCUUUAAACGAAUCUAUAACCAUCGGUCAACCUGCACAUAAUGUAAGGUUAGCCGAGAAUCUUGAUGUUGAUAUUAUUAGAGUAUACAGAGGUGGUUAG
Messenger RNA from Helianthus annuus (common sunflower), 555 nucleotides. RefSeq lists its product as uncharacterized. The record is from RefSeq and is a predicted model, not a curated record. The transcript has 4 exons. NCBI's taxonomy places the organism in Eukaryota, Viridiplantae, Streptophyta, Magnoliopsida, Asterales, Asteraceae. The coding region runs from base 1 to 555 and encodes 184 amino acids.